AGCCUUUUGUUGGAGAAAUUGUUUUUUUAUUUUUCUAACAUAUUGUGGAUUUGGAAAGCAUGAACUGCUUUCCGUGUUGUGGCCCUCAAAAAAAUAAGAAGAGUGACAGCAUGAAAGAAAAUGAUUCUCCCACACAACAGGAGGCCACUUCUGAUAUGAAGAAACAAAGGGGGGAUGAGCAAAUCCAAGGAGACCCAAAUAACAUUAAUGCGCAUAAUUACACUUUUCGUGAGCUUGCAACAGCAACGAAGAAUUUUCGACAGGAAUGUCUCCUUGGUGAAGGAGGAUUUGGAAGAGUUUACAAAGGGGUUAUUCCUGCAACUGGACAGGUUGUGGCCGUGAAGCAACUCGACAGACAUGCGAUGGAAAACAGCAAGGAUUUUCUAUCUGAAAUUUCUCUGCUGAGUCUUGCUCACCAUGAGAAUCUUGUCAAUCUCAUUGGUUAUUGUGCUGAUGGCGAUCAACGUCUUUUGGUUUAUGAAUACUUUCCUGCCACUAAUCUUGAAGAACGUCUGCUUGAGAAUAAAAAGAAUGAACCACCAUUAAAUUGGUAUGAAAGAAUGAAAGUAGCAGCAGGUGCAUCGAAAGGAAUAGAAUACUUGCAUGACAGCGCCAAGCCCUCAAUUAUAUACCGUGACUUGAAAGCAGCUAACAUCUUAUUGGAUGGUGAUCUUAAUGUAAAACUAUAUGAUUUCGGAAUGGCAAAACUUUGUAGUGGAGACAAGAUGAACCAUGCACCUCCACGAGUUAUGGGUACAUAUGGUUAUUGUGCUCCUGAAUAUACAACAACCGGUCAAUUCUCCUUGAAAUCAGACGUAUACAGUUUCGGAGUUGUCAUGCUUGAACUUAUCACUGGUCGACGUGCCAUUGACACCACAAGAUCUAACGAAGAGCAAAAUCUAGUUUCAUGGGCACAACCCUUAUUCAGGGACCCGAAAAAAUAUCCAGAAAUGGCAGAUCCACUUCUGAAUAAACAUUUUCCAGAAAAGGAUCUCAACCAGGCUGUUGCAAUAGUAGCAAUGUGCUUACAAGAGGAACCAGAAGCUCGUCCUUGGAUCAGUGACGUUGUAACCGCUCUGAGUUUUCUUUCGACAGUUCCAGCAGAACCUAUUCCACCACCCUUGCGCCCCACUGCUACCUCUGUCUCUAAGCAUAGUGUUGCUACUGAAAGCGAAUACGAUAGUGAGACUGGAAGUGAAUCAGAAGGAGAAAGUUCAGAUGAUGCAGCAAGUUCCAAAAACAACGAAAAUAAUAUCUCAAGCCAAUCUCAAAAAAAGGUGUCUUCGAAGAAAUCAAGCCGAAAAAGCAGCUCGAGAUCAAGGAGUAAAACAAGCAGUAAAGAUUCAGCAGAUGAAAGUGCUUCUUCAAGUGGAAAAAGCAGUAAAAAAUGGCAAAGCUUUGUUGGUAAUAUAAGCCAAAAGACUAACAAAUCGAUAAAAUCUUCUAUCAAAGAAUUAAGUCAGAAGAGCAGUAAAAAAUCUUCAAGCAAAGAAAAAGGCCAGAAAAGCAGUAGGAAAUCUUCCAAAAGAGGUUUAAGCCAGAAAAGCAGUAGGAAAUCUUCCAAAAGAGGUUUAAGUGCAAAAUCUUCGGCAGAUGAAAGCAUGCUUUCAUAUCAAAGAACUGCCUCAUCAAGCCAAUAUACAAGCAGCCGUAUGUCUGAUCGUAGCAGCAGAAGAGGAAGUGGAAGUGUUUGCUCGGACAUUAACGGUAGCAGAAGGAUAGAAGAAUGA
Messenger RNA from Trifolium pratense (red clover), 1730 nucleotides. RefSeq names its product probable serine/threonine-protein kinase PBL25. The coding region runs from base 60 to 1730 and encodes 556 amino acids. Gene Ontology annotation, biological process: protein phosphorylation. The record is from RefSeq and is a predicted model, not a curated record. The transcript has 6 exons. NCBI's taxonomy places the organism in Eukaryota, Viridiplantae, Streptophyta, Magnoliopsida, Fabales, Fabaceae. Gene Ontology annotation, molecular function: protein kinase activity; ATP binding.